Molecule: messenger RNA, 3583 nt
Organism: Apodemus sylvaticus (European woodmouse)
Lineage: Eukaryota; Metazoa; Chordata; Mammalia; Rodentia; Muridae
Gene: Parvb
Product: parvin beta
Exons: 13
Coding region: 157-1218 (353 amino acids)
Biological process (GO): lamellipodium assembly; establishment or maintenance of cell polarity; substrate adhesion-dependent cell spreading
Cellular component (GO): lamellipodium; actin cytoskeleton; cytoplasm
Molecular function (GO): actin binding
Source: RefSeq, a predicted model, not a curated record
UGGUCUUCAGAAACCAUGCCUCCCCCGCAACUCUGUCUUCUCGAUCUCUUCCUAAAUCCUAGCCCUCUCUGACCCUUCUCCUCCUACUGGGAUCCCCGCUGCACCCAUCCCCGCCAUGGGCUCUUAACUCUUUAGACACUGGGCACCCUGUUUUCCAUGACAAAUUCCAGGGAGAGCCCGGGCGCAUCGCAGCUGAAGGGCCAGCUUGGCUACAUCGCUUCUGCCAACGUAAAGUUGACUGACUUACAGGAAGAAGGCAAGAGCGCCAUCAACUCUCCAAUGGCCCCGGCUUUGGUGGAUAUUCACCCUGAAGACACCCAGCUAGAGGAGAAUGAGGAGCGUACCAUGAUCGAUCCCACCUCUAGAGAAGACCCCAAGUUCAAGGAGUUGGUCAAGGUGCUUCUGGACUGGAUCAACGAUGUGCUGGCGGAGGAGCGCAUCAUUGUAAAGCAGCUGGAGGAGGACCUGUACGAUGGCCAGGUGCUACAGAAGCUUCUGGAAAAGCUGGCGAACUGCAAGCUGAAUGUGGCAGAGGUGACACAGUCCGAGAUCGGGCAGAAGCAGAAGCUGCAGACAGUUCUGGAGGCCGUGCAAGACCUGCUUCGGCCUCACGGCUGGCCACUGCGUUGGAACGUGGACUCUAUCCACGGGAAGAACCUGGUGUCCAUUCUGCACCUCCUCGUGUCCCUGGCUAUGCACUUCAGGGCCCCCAUCCAUCUCCCUGAGCAUGUCACCGUGCAGGUGGUGGUCGUCCGGAAGCGGGAAGGUCUGCUGCACUCCAGCCACAUCUCGGAGGAGCUGACCACGACCACAGAGAUCAUGAUGGGCCGGUUUGAGCGGGAUGCCUUCGACACACUUUUCGACCAUGCGCCGGACAAGCUCAACCUCGUGAAGAAGUCCCUCAUCACAUUUGUGAACAAACACCUGAAUAAGCUCAACUUGGAGGUGACUGACCUGGAGACCCAGUUUGCAGAUGGCGUGUACCUGGUUCUACUCCUGGGCCUCCUUGAAGACUACUUUGUACCCCUCCACAACUUCUACCUGACCCCUGACAGCUUUGACCAGAAGGUGCACAACGUGGCCUUUGCCUUUGAACUGAUGCUGGACGGAGGACUCAAGAAGCCCAAGGCACGCCCUGAAGAUGUGGUGAACUUGGAUCUCAAGUCCACUCUGCGUGUCCUUUACACACUGUUCACCAAGUACAAGGACGUGGAGUGACGGAGCCACUGAUCUUUCAGGGACAAAUGCUAAGCACGAAAAAACGGGUGCAUCCAUCCCUGGUCCCUGCUUUCUCAGCAAACAUCUCCCCAGGGAGGCCGCAGGCUUCUCAGGCCCAGCUGUGAGAUGCCUCUGCUCCCUGCUCCCUGCCUGGUUUGGUUUUAAAUCCUUUCCCCGUGUGGUUUUCUAGCUGGUUAGGUCGUUGAGAACUUGGUGCUUCAGAUAGCCUCUCUGGUUUGAGGUCUCACUUCCUCUUUUUCUCUGCUUCCCUUGAACGAUGAAAAGAACAGAGGCCCAGCCUAGGCCUCAGCUGGAGAGGGCUGUCCACCUGUGCUCCAGCCCACGGAGCAAUUACUGCAACAGCCCUGGCUCCAGGGACUCCGCCCCGUUUGUCCUCAGGAAUCCCCUGGGCUGGGCUCUCCUUGGAAGCAGGGUCUCGGCCUCAGUAAAAAGAUCCUCUCAGUUUUUCACUCCUGAGUCUCAGAAGAUUCAGCCUCCUGACACGUGUCUCCACCCCCAUCCGUCUUGCGGUUUGCUGCUUUUAACUGACCUUUUACACGAACUCUCAGGACCCAGAAUGCCUUGGGGCCCCAGGGCGGCUCUUACAGGGCAUGUCUGGGGCUCUUGCUGGCUCUGAAUGUGCAGCUGAGCUGGCUUGGAGUCGAAACCUUCCGUCUCUGAGGCCCUGUUAGGGAAUGGACACAUUUUUAGAGACUUUACAAGAGGGUGGGAAUCCAUUACGAGGACUGCCUGACCACAGGCUACCGGCAGCCAGAAUUACAGGGGCGUGCAUCUGGCGGCUCUGGAGGCCAAGGGUAGGAGAUGGAGGUGCUAGCAGGGCCUUUCUCUGCUUUCACACCACUCCUCCUCCUCUGUUAGUUUCCUCUUCAUUCUGAAGUGGAACCAUCCCCUGUAUGACCUCGCUGACCCCAUGAUAUCUCCCUCCGACCAGCCAGGAGUAGGUUUGUGGGGUGUGUCUCAGCGGGCAGUGGGACAUAUGAAAUGUCCACAUCCCUCCUAGAUGGCAUCCUCCUGCCUCUCACCUGCCUUCCAGCAGCAUUCAUGGCAGCUACAGGGAGCCUUCCUUUCCUGAUUCCCACCUUACCACAAACCAGGGCUGUGGGGAGAGGUGUUGCUACUGAACUAACUGAACGCCAACAGUGAUGUUCCAGGAAACAGUUUAAUAUCUUCUCUUGGUUCCACUGUGGCUAAGCUGGGGACGGGGCUUGGAAUAGCCUCUCAGGUGGAGGAGGCUUCCCAGCAGGGGAGAGAGAUAAUUAAAACGGCAUUACCGGGUCUCCCUGUGGGAUGCGGUGACAUUAAAGGGCCACACUGACAAAAUACCCGGGACUGGAAGGUUCUGUGCUUGCCUUCCUCGCAGACACAGAACCACAGCGGCAUCUGGGAAAUGCUGGGACUGGUUUCCUCUGCUCUUAGAUGCAAAGACCUAUGGUGCAGAAGGGAGGGAAAGGACUGGUCUGGGAGGGGUGGUGGCUUCCUGGGGUUCCCAAUCUGGAGGACAGGAGUCCUGCUUGGAAUCCAAGCAGGCUCCCUUGCCUGAGGCAGAACUUGAGAAGCCAGGAUUCCUAGAAGGCGUGACCUCCCCAACUGACUGAGCAUGGAGGUGUGGUUCUCACACACCAGUGAAGGGCUGUCCUUGCUGUCCCCUCACUGUGGAGCUGGCAUUUAUACCAUAGCCUGGACAAAGACACCAAUAGCUGUCUAGGCCAACUUCAGGGCUGCUUGUGUAAGGCAAGACUUUCUUCAGAGAACAAAGGGAGAUCCCCCCCCCCCAACACACACACACAAAAUGACCUCAACUAACCAGUGCCACCCCAAACCUUCCCAUUCUCCCUGGGGGCCCCCUGGAAUGCAGAUACUUCUCUUUGAGCUGUUAAUUCAAGGACCUUCUGGAACCUUCUACUGCUUGGAUCUUCAUUCUCUCCUGAUAUUGUUGAGAGCUCCGGCCACUAAAACCGGUAGAAAUGUCAUCAUCUGUCACUCCCAUGGGGUCUUGAGGAAGGGACAGGCAAGUCUGCACCCCCCUGCCCCCAGGUCUGCAGGCCAGGGCUGGGUUCCUCCCUUCUGUCCCACACUGAUUAGCAUGUCCCUCCAGCUCUCCAGCCCUCUGUGGACCUGCAGGCAGCUCUUGUGCCACCUUUGCACCCAGUUGUGCAAGUCCUGAGCUCAGGGCCUCCCACCCAGUCCUUCCUCAUCGCCCGGCAAAGGGGGAUCUUAUAUCCAGGCAGCCAAAUCCGUGACACACACCCCCUCCCCGUGCGGCAUCGCUUCAUUGUCUUUUUAAUUGUUUAAAGCAAUGUGUCCUUUGGAUUUCUGGAUAUUAAAUAAAAACCACUAAACCCCC